UCUUUCUUUAGAAAAGAAAAUCAACAGAGUUGGGUGUUUGGAUUUUUCCAUUUUUUUCUGGAGAAUUUUUUUCAAACUAAGAUCGAUUUCGAUGGGACGAGAUAAUUUUGCAGAGAGAGCUCUGAGUUUUCUGCGGGGCAGGCUUUGUGACCCUUCUUUUAUCUUCAGUUCAUUCUCCAACUCUACUGAUUCCAAUUACAGUAAAUUGAAAUUCAUAGUGUCAAGUUCGGUCACUGAGGCUUGUAACAACUCCAUUCUGCUUCUUGGUCCCCGUGGCUCCGGAAAAGUUGCAGUGCUGGAGCUUGUUAUCAAGGAUUUGUUGCUAGAAUUCCCUGAUAUGAUUACAGUGAUCAAGCUAAGUGGACUCUUGCACAGUGAUGAUAAUUGCGCAUUCAAGGAAAUAGCUAGACAGUUAUGCGUGGAGAAUCAGCUAAUGUUCUCAAAAAUGGCUUCGUUUGAUGAUAAUUCCCAGUUCAUGUUAGCCAUGCUUCGAGAGUGUGGAUUAGCUCAUAAAACAAUUAUUUUCAUAUUGGAUGAAUUCGACCUGUUUGCUCAGGGAAAACAGAGAUUACUUUACAGUUUGCUGGAUGCAAUGCAGUCAGUAUCAUCACAAGCUGUUGUUAUUGGUAUCAGUUGCCGACUGGAUGCUGAUCAGCUUUUGGAAAAGAGAGUAAGAUCUCGCUUUUCGCAUAGAAAGCUAUUAUUCCUUCCUUCUAGUAAGGAGGAAUGGCAUAGAUUAUUGGAGCAUAUUUUAUUAUUGCCAACAGAGUCAACCCUCCCUCAGAACUAUAUUGCUGAAUUCAACGAAAAAUUACAAAAUAUUUUAACAGAUGAUCGAUUUAAUGAGAUUAUUAAUACAUGCAUGAAUACAGAUUCCACUGUCAACCACUUGUUAAAAUUUCUUUUUCGUGCUGUUUCCAAUAUGGAUUUGGCAACUGGUUUUCUAUCUCUGGAGAAUUUCAAAACCGCAUUUUCGACUAUCCAAAGGCAGCCUAAGCUAGAAUGCAUAAAAGAUUGUUCUAUAUUGGAACUCUAUAUUCUGGUAUGCAUGAGGAGGAUGGAAAUUAAAGAACAAAAUUCAUACAACUUCAAUUCCAUAAUGAAAGAGUACAAAAACGUGCACGAUUCAUGUCAGACAUCAGAUUAUUAUGCUCAAAACGUUUGCUUAAGGGCAUUCGAACACCUUUUACGACGUGAACUCAUCAGUUUUGCAGACAACAGAGGAAACAAUCAGUCCAUUGAAUUUCGUCCAGUAAAGCUUUUAGUCUCAUCCCAUGUACUACAACAGGCACUGCUGUCAAAUCGUUCCAGUCCCGCUAUUCUUCUCAAAUUGCUGGCUGGUGAGCUGUUCUCACGCAGGUGAUGAAAUAUGAACUCUGCUGUCUUUCACAGUAAUCUCAUCUCCCUUUUCGUUCAUAUUGAAGAAAAAAAUGGUGAAAGAACCACAUUCCUUGAGGCUAUUUUUUAGACUAACUGAAUGACUGUUUCAUCAUCGAUGUUUAUCUUCCUUAAUUAGAUUGUGGAACUACCAGGACAAUCAGUUGAAAACCACUUCAAAAAUGUCCAAAUUAUAAUAAAUACAUAAGAAAAACGACACGUAUGAUACUAAUUAAAACGCAUC
Humulus lupulus (European hop) is the source of this 1621-nucleotide messenger RNA. Its product is annotated as origin of replication complex subunit 4. NCBI's taxonomy places the organism in Eukaryota, Viridiplantae, Streptophyta, Magnoliopsida, Rosales, Cannabaceae. The record is from RefSeq and is a predicted model, not a curated record. Gene Ontology annotation, biological process: DNA replication; DNA replication initiation. Gene Ontology annotation, molecular function: DNA replication origin binding; ATP hydrolysis activity; ATP binding. The transcript has 16 exons. Bases 92 to 1363 code for a protein of 423 amino acids. Gene Ontology annotation, cellular component: nucleus; nuclear origin of replication recognition complex.